AUGUCUCCGUGUAAAGAAUUGAUCACCAAAGUUUUCCCCCACAUCGACCACGAAAUCUCAGACUACGUCAAUAGUGUGCUCGAGGAUGGAGGAGAUGACUUUGAGACAUCACAUGACCUCUUUGAUGCCAUUGGGAUGAUGCUGCAGCAGGCAGAUGAUACCAAAUCAGAGAAUGAGAUCAAGGACAUAUGUAAUCGUCUUUAUUCGCUGCUGCACAGCACGGUGAACGCAUCAAAGACUGACGGCCAGACAAUCAAUGGAUUUAAUAAGAUCCUUGAUGCCCCAGUUCAGAUGUCGGAGAUGUCAGAGGCUCCAAGCAACGUCACAGACCAUAGUAUCUGGCUAGUAAAGAAGGACAACGCAUCGGUAGUGGACCAGAAGAAACUGGACAAGGCCCACCAGAUGAUCCAGAAAAAACAGGAUAGACGUGAUCAGACAGUCAUCAAGAAAGUGGAGAGUGUUCCUGAAAUCGCCAGUGCCAGCCAACAGAUCAGCAAGAGGGAGGUGAAAAUGGAUGCGUCCGGGACUAACAAGUCAUACGAUAUACGACUGGAAAAUAUUGACGUUUCAUACGGAGACAAGGUGCUUCUGACCGGUGCAGAUCUUCACCUGGUUUUUGGCAGACGUUAUGGUUUCACUGGCAGAAAUGGCCUGGGCAAGACCACACUACUGAAAAUGCUGUCCAGUGGAUCUCUGAAGAUCCCCUCUCACAUCUCAGUGCUUCAUGUGGAACAGGAAGUGGCCGGAGAUGAGACUGAAGCCCUCCAGAGUGUCUUGGAGUGUGAUGAAAAGAGAGAAGCGUUAUUGAGAGAGGAAAGGGAAAUUACCCAGAAGCUGAAUUCCUCCAGCCCUGAACAUGAUACUUCACUGUCAACUCAGCUACAGGCCGUGUACAAGGCACUUGAAGCCAUGGAGUCCGACAAAGCUCCAGCAAAAGCAGCAAUGAUACUUAAUGGUCUGGGCUUCAGCAGUGCAGAUCAGCGGAGACAUACAAAGGAAUUUUCUGGUGGUUGGAGGAUGAGACUUGCAUUGGCCAGGGCACUGUUCACAAAACCAGAUCUACUGCUUCUUGAUGAACCUACAAACAUGUUGGACAUGAAGGCCAUUAUAUGGCUGGAGUCCUACCUGCAGAACUGGCCAACGACCAUCUUGGUGGUAUCCCACGACAGAUUGUUUUUGGACGCAGUCUCCACCGACAUCAUCCAUCUGCAGUCAUGUAAACUGGACAGUUACCGUGGCAACUAUGAGAUCUUCUUUAAAACAAGAGAGGAGAGACUGAAGAAUCAGAGGAAGGAAUACGAGGCCCAGAAACAAUACAGAGACCAUAUCCAGUUGUUCAUCGAUAGAUUCCGUUACAACGCUAACAGAGCUGCGCAAGUACAAAGUAAGAUCAAGUUACUGGAGAAAUUGCCAAAGAUGGAGCCACCAGAGAAGGAUGUUGAAGUUGUAUUGAGAUUUACUGAGUGUGAUAAGCUGUCACCCCCAAUCCUCCAGCUUGAUGAUGUGACUUUCUUCUACACAAAGGAAAAGAUUUUGUUCAACAAAGUUUGUGUCAAUGCCAAUAUGGACUCCAGGAUAUGUAUAGUUGGUGACAACGGAGCAGGAAAAACCACUCUGCUGAAACUGCUACUGGCUGACUUGGAGCCUUGCAGUGGGUUUCGUCACGCCCACAGAAACUUACGGAUUGGUUAUUUCAGCCAGCAUCAUGUGGACCAGCUAGACAUGAGUGUCAAUUCAGUGCAACUCCUGGCCAAUAGGUUUCCUGGCCAGUCACAAGAAGUGUACAGGAACCAGUUAGGUUCCUUUGGUGUAUCUGGUGAUCUGGCCCUCCGGCCAGUGUCCAGUUUAUCAGGAGGUCAGAAAAGCAGGGUGGCUUUCGCAGUGAUGAGUAUGACUAGCCCCAACUUCUUCAUCCUCGAUGAGCCGACCAAUCACUUGGACAUGGAGACAAUUGAAGCUCUUGGCGAUGCUCUUAACAAAUUUCAGGGUGGAGUUAUUCUAGUUUCCCACGAUGAGCGCUUGAUUCGAAAUAUCUGCAAGGAACUGUGGGUAGUCUCCGGCGGCAAAGUGACGUCCCUAGAAGGAGGAAUCGACGAAUACAAGCGGCUGGUCUUGAUGGAGCUUGAGUCACAUUGA
Candidula unifasciata is the source of this 2136-nucleotide messenger RNA. Lineage: Eukaryota; Metazoa; Mollusca; Gastropoda; Stylommatophora; Geomitridae. The record is from the annotation of a GenBank genome assembly.